This is a messenger RNA of Lates calcarifer (barramundi perch), 1816 nucleotides long. It is a transcript of the gene usp39, whose product is annotated as ubiquitin specific peptidase 39. The transcript has 13 exons. NCBI's taxonomy places the organism in Eukaryota, Metazoa, Chordata, Actinopteri, Centropomidae. The coding region runs from base 89 to 1591 and encodes 500 amino acids. Gene Ontology annotation, biological process: mRNA processing; protein deubiquitination; spliceosomal complex assembly. The record is from RefSeq and is a predicted model, not a curated record. Gene Ontology annotation, molecular function: cysteine-type deubiquitinase activity; zinc ion binding.
CAUACGGCGUAUGACCCAUUCAUCUAAUCCAAAUAAAGUUGUGGCUUCUCUGUUGUUUUGACAUUAAGCUUGCAGGCUAACCGCUGCGAUGGUUUCUCUGAAACGAGAAAGAGAAGUUGAUGUGGACGACGAUGACAGCGAUGACGGGGUGGCAGCCAAAAUAGGACGAGGGCGUGUAGUAGAAGACCGAAGAAGCCGCCAUUGCCCUUAUCUUGACACCAUAAACAGGAGUGUGCUGGACUUUGACUUUGAGAAGCUCUGCUCCAUCUCUCUCUCCCACAUCAACGUCUACGCCUGCCUUAUAUGUGGGAAAUACUUUCAAGGUAGAGGUCUUAAGUCCCAUGCCUACACUCACAGUGUACAAUUUACCCAUCACGUGUUCCUCAAUCUGCACACUCUCAAGUUUUACUGUCUGCCAGACAACUAUGAGAUCAUUGACUCUUCACUAGAAGACAUCACUUAUGUGCUAAAGCCAACUUUCACCAAGCAGCACAUCGCAGGGCUGGACAAGCAGGGUAAACUGUACCGCGCUUACGAUGGUACGACAUACCUGCCAGGCAUUGUCGGGCUCAACAACAUCAAAGCCAAUGACUACGCUAAUGUGGUGUUACAGGCUUUUUCCAAUGUUCCACCUUUGCGAAACUACUUCCUGGAAGAGGAAAACUAUAGAGGAAUCCGCAGGCCACCGGGGGACAUCAUGUUCCUCUUGGUGCAGAGGUUUGGUGAGCUGAUGCGAAAACUCUGGAAUCCAAGAAACUUCAAGGCCCACGUGUCUCCCCAUGAGAUGCUGCAGGCUGUGGUGCUGUGCAGCAAGAAGAACUUCCAAAUUACUAAGCAAGGAGAUGCUGUGGACUUCAUGACAUGGUUCUUGAAUGCUCUGCAUGGUGCUUUGGGAGGCACAAAGAAAAAAUCAUCAAUCAUUACAAAAGCAUUUCAAGGCUCCAUGCGGAUCUUCUCCAAGAAACUUCCACACCCUGAUUUACCACAAGAGGAGAAAGAGGCAUUGCUUAUGACAGAAGAGUACCAGGAACAGAUGUCUGAGUCCACCUUCCUGUUUCUGACACUUGACCUCCCAACAGCUCCACUGUACAAGGAUGAGAAGGAGCAGCUUAUCAUCCCGCAGGUCCCUCUCUUCAACAUCCUGGGAAAGUUCAAUGGUAGCACAGAGAAGGAAUACAAAACCUACAAAGAGAAUUUUCUCAAAAGGUUCCAGCUGACCAAACUGCCACCGUACCUCAUUUUUUGCAUCAAAAGAUUCACCAAGAACAACUUCUUUGUGGAAAAGAAUCCAACGAUUGUCAACUUCCCCAUCACGAAUGUAGACCUUCGUGAGUACUUGACAGAAGAAGCUCAAGCUACAGAGAAGAACACAACUUAUGACCUCGUCGCCAACAUAGUGCAUGAUGGGAAACCCACUGAGGGAGCAUACAGAAUACAUGUUCUGCAUCAUGGGACUGGGAAGUGGUAUGAGAUGCAGGACCUGCAGGUGAUCGACAUUCUCCCCCAGAUGAUCACACUUUCAGAGGCCUACAUCCAGAUCUGGAAGAGACAAGAGAGUGACAAUGACACAAACAACCACACAGGGGUGUGAGUGAGGCAGGAUUUUCUUCAGAGUGAAUGGCCACAACUGUUGUCACCAGUUGGGGAAAUGAACCUGGUAUUUAACAACAGAAUAUAGUAUGAGAGUGACGAGAGAGCAUCAGGACUUUUUCCUUUACAGCCACAAAAAAAGCAAAUAAAUGUAAAUGUUGACAUGUUUUUUUCACAGUUUAAUCUUUUUACUAUGUGGAAGUUUCUAAAUAAACAAACUCCAGGA